Messenger RNA from Ostrea edulis (European flat oyster), 4204 nucleotides. RefSeq names its product mucin-2-like. The record is from RefSeq and is a predicted model, not a curated record. The coding region runs from base 441 to 3830 and encodes 1129 amino acids. The transcript has 5 exons. NCBI's taxonomy places the organism in Eukaryota, Metazoa, Mollusca, Bivalvia, Ostreida, Ostreidae.
UUUAAUUGGACGCCAAAAUUUUCGUUAGCGUCAAGAAUUCAAAUUCGUCUUCGUAUACUCGUACGUAUAUAAGGGAAUAACUAGAAAUUUUAUAAUCUCCAAGUUUUAAAUGCACAAAUGAGAUAUGAAUCCCCGAGGAAUUCUUGUAGAGCAAUCACUAAAACUAUACUCAACAUCGUGUAAAUCAUGUUGUCUGUUCAUGAUGCCUCGGUGGAAUUGGGGAGAAAAUCCUUGCAAUGUAAGACGUAAAUAAGAUAUCUGAACAAUAUCGGCAUAUUGAUCAAUGUUCUAUUUAACCGGUUAAACAGUGUUUGUCAAUAUAUACCGUGUAGACUCAGGAACCGUCAUCAAUUCUUGCCUUCUUUAAUCGAUAUGUGCGCUAUGUAUCUAUAAACCGAUGUUCCAGCUAAAACUUUAAAUUAAAGGAUCAAUCCGUUAAGAUGAUUUUUGAAAUGAAGAUGCCAAUGGAAAGCUUUCAUUUUGUUUGUGUGUGUUAUAUGUUUGUUCUGGUAAAACAGGAUACCUUAUAUGUAUCGGCUUCAACAUUUAGACCAGUUCCUGAAUCGAAACCAACUCCUACCACGACUUCUGGAAACAACACGGAUAUAACACCAAAAUUCGUUCUAGAGAUAAAAACAGUAGAAUCCGAGCCUGGGAUUACAGCGCCAGAAUCUGUACCAGAGGGACAGCCUGAAAGUACCUUUUCACCAGACCCGAAAUCUGAAGAAACAAUCGUACCGGAAGUUGAACAAGAAACAGAAAGUACACCUUAUCCUGAAUCUGAGCUCAAGGGAAUAUAUUUACUUCAAAUAGAGGAAACUUCGUCUCCAGAAACAAAACAAGAGGAUACUUCAUCUUUAGAGACAGAAGUAAACUCAUCUCCAAAAACUGAACCGAAAGGAACAUCAGGAGAACCAACAGUGAAGCCCUCUCCUGGAGCAGAAACACAUUUCAAGGCUACAUCUUCUCCAGAAACAAAGGGAGCAUGGUCUCCACAUACAGACCCAGAAACAUUGUCUCUGGAGUUAGACACAGAUGACACCUUAUCUCCAGAACCAGAAGGAACUUUGUCUACAAUGGACACAUUACCCCCAGGAACAGAACGGGAGGGAACCAUGUCUCCUGAAAAUGAACCAGGAAAAUUAACAUCCCUAGAAACAGAACCAGAGGGAACUUCAUCUCCAGAACCAAAGGGAACAUUGUCUCCAGAAACAAAACCAGAGGAAAUAUUGUCUUCAGAAACAGAACCAGAGGGAACAUUGUCUCCAGAAACAGAACCAGAGGGAACAUUGUCUCCAGAACCAGAGGGAACAGUGUCUCCAGAAUCAGACAGAACAUUGUCUCCAAAAAUAGAACCAGAGGGAACAUUGUCUCCAGAAACAGAAACAGAGGGAACAUUGUCUCCAGAACCAGAAGCAGAGGGAAAAUUAUCCCCAGAAACAGAACCAGAAGAAAUAUUGUCUCUAGAAACAGAACCAGAAGAAACAUUGUCUCCAGAAACAGAGGGAACAUUGUCUCCAGAAAUAGAACCAGAAGAAACAUUGUCUCCAGAAACAGAACCAGAGGGAACAGUGUCUCCAGAAACAGAGGGAACAUUGUCCCCAGAAACAGAACCAGAGGGAACAUUGUCUCCAGAAACAAAACCAGAGGGAGCAUUGUCUCCAGAAACAGAAAGAAUAUUGUCUCCAGAAACAGAACCAGAGGGAACAUUGGCUCUAGAAACAGAACCAGAGGGAACAUUGUGUCCAGAAACAGAACCAGAGGGAACAGUGUCUCCAGAAACAGAACAAGAGGGAACAUUGUCUUCAGAAAUAGAACCAGAGGAAACAUUGUCUUUAGAACCAGAGGGAACAUUGUCUCCAGAAACAAAACCAGAGGGAACAUUGUCUCCAGAAACAGAACCAGAGGGAACAGUGUCUUCAGAACCAGAGGGAACAUUGUCUCCAGAAACAGAACCAGAGGGAACAUUGUUUUCAGAACCAGAGGAAACAUUGUCUCCAGAACCAGAGGGAACAUUGUCUCCAAAAACAGAACCAGAGGAAACAUUGUCUCCAGAAACAGAACCAGAGGGAACAUUGUCUUCAGAACCAGAGGAAACAUUGUCUCCAGAACCAGAGGGACCAUUGUCUCCAGAAACAGAACCAGAGGAAACAUUGUCUCCAGAAACAGAACCAGAGGGAACAUUGUCUCCAGAAACAGAACCAGAGGAAACAUUGUUUCCAGAAACAGAACCAGAAGAAACAUUGUCUCCAGAAACAGAACCAGAAGGAACAUUGUCUCCAGAAACAGAACCAGAAGGAACAUUGUUUCCAGAAACAGAACCAGAAGGAACAUUGUCUCCAGAAACAGAAACAGUACCAGAGGGAACAUCAUCUCCUGAGACAGAACCAGAAGGAACAUUGUAUCCGGAAACAGAACCAGAAAAUACAAUUACAUAUUUACCUGAAACUGAACCAGAGGAAACCGCAUCUGAACCCGAGGGAACAUUGCCAACUAAUGAAAUCAUUUCAGAGCCAGAGGGUACAUCUAACGCUGAUACAGAACCAAAUAGUAAACCGGAAUUUGAAAGUGACGCAGAACCGGAAGUGCGCCCCUCAGCAGUAGAAAUAGUGACUCCCCCCUUUGGCUUGAUUUUUAUGAUUGCUAUAGCUGGAUUGGUCCUUCUUUUUAAGUCUCACUACAAACGCUUCAUGUUACUCGUAAAGAGGCAGAAAAACACCAAAGAGAAGAUGAGCUCUACUGUAAAGCUGUACGAUAUAGAGAAGGAGAAUUUACAGGUCUACCCUGAAGAAGACAAUUUCUAUAGUGCGUUUGACAGAGAGGUCAUUGAUAGUCUUGGUGCAUUUCAUAACCGGCCUCUUGAUUUAUUCAUCAUAGCGCUGCCAGCUGUUAUUUCCCUGGCACUCUGUCCCUUGACAUUGUAUCUCUACGUACCUUUCGUCAACUUCCUGUGGCCACCAGAAGAGUUUGCCACAGUCCCGGAUAUCAAUGACGCUAUCGCGUGCUUUCUCGCACCAGCAGGCUUGGUAUAUGCGACGUCAUUUGGAUUUGCCUUUCAACAAGCUUUGUCGAAGCAGCAUCAUAUCAUGGAGAAAGUAAUCAGUGAAAUCAGCAUGGUGGACCAAAUUGCUACAUUUUCUACGAAAAUGACACUUGCUCAUCCUUCAAUCCGGUGCCACAUAUAUCGAGCAGUUAAGGCGGAGGCGAUAUUUAUGAUUUUACAACUUCUUAAUCGCGAGCCUUCAUCUUACCAGAACAAACCUACAGAGGACGUCAAAGUAAAAAUCUGGAACAUAGUGGACCUCCUCCGUCAGGUGGACGCUGGUCCGAAAUGUCAGGUGGACGCUGGUCCGAAAUGUCAGGUGGACCGUGUUCUGUGUGAGAAGAUCCUGUCGCACAUCAUGAAGCUUAACAGUAUAUGUUCAGACAGAAUCGGCGUCCUUCACACCAAAAUCCACCCGGUCAAGUGGGCGUUCCUUGAAUCACUUGGAUUCUUCUCUUUCAUUGGCAUUCUGUUGUUACGUGCCUCCUCUUACCGAAUGGAACUGGUCAUGUGCAUCAUCACGGUCUUCUCCAUCAGUAUGCUAUGUUACGUCGUCUCGGACCUGGACUCCCCUUUUAGUGGAUUCUUCCGGGUGGAUCUCUCCGUACUCUUGCAUGUUCUCCAGAGACUGGAAACUAUGUACACGGAAUCUCUAAUGGAGGAAGGACAGAAUAAUUUGUCGGGCGGGAACGUGGUGACAGCGAUUCCCCAGUGUGCUGAUGGUGUUAAGAUCAUGAUAAAUAAUGUCCCGAGAAAAGUUUGGUGCAAAGAGGAAAGUUGUGUUUGAUGUGGUGGUUUCAAAAGUGUUUGCAUUAAUUAGGGAUGUCAGAUCCAAUAGGAUUAAGUAAACACCGACUCGGUCGUCUUUCUGAUUAAGUGUUUGUAUACAGUUCUACCGGGACAGCAUCAUUUUGAACAGUUUAAGACUGUUUUAUUUACUCUAAUCAUUCUCUACUUCCGCUUUUUAAGGAAGUGAAUCAUCCAUCUACAUAGAUCAUUCGUAUUGAAUUUUAAAGCAAUUAACAAAAGUCGAUCCUUGCACUUGAAUUGAGAAUCUUCCGUCAUACAGUACAUUUGCUGGUAUGGAAGUGACAACUGGCAAUAUAGUAUUUCAACGUUGUUGUGGUCAUGUUUUAAACUUAUAAAAUGUAUCAAAUCUUU